CAUCUUCCCACUCGUCGGGCUGCUGUGUCUUCUUCUGAACCGGCCGGGCUGCAGAGCAGGAAGGUCCUGAGCCCGGGGGCCGGCGGCAGACCCCCAGCCUUCGGAGCGCGCUGGAGCCGAGAAGGGGGCGUCAGGAGCGCGGCCGCAGCCGCGUCACGCCCCCGGCCUCGCCCAAGGUCACGCUGCAAACGGCAGCUGUAGAGAUUUCGCGCUAGCGGCGGGCUGCCUGGACUGUGUCGCCAUCGAGCCCUGCAGGAUCUUCUGCUACGAGGAAGUGCCAGCAACUCUGACCCACGAGGCCUGGAAGGAGGAGACCUUUAGGUUGUGGAAGGGGUCUUGGUGGGCUCAGUUUCCCUUUAGCUCCUGGCAGACCUGGGGUGGGCUUGCCCCUUCCUGCAGACCCAUGGCGCAUCGGCUACAGAUACGACUGCUGACGUGGGAUGUGAAGGACACGCUACUCAGGCUACGCCACCCCGUGGGAGAGGAAUAUGCCACCAAGGCCCGGGCCCAUGGGCUGGAGGUGGAGCCCGCUUCCCUGGUACAAGCCUUCAGGCAGGCGUACAGGGCUCAGAGCCUCAGCUUCCCCAACUAUGGGCUGAGCCACGGCCUCACCUCCCGCCGGUGGUGGCUGGACGUGGUCUUACAGACCUUCUACCUAGCAGGUGUCCGAGAUGCCCGGGCUGUGGCCCCCAUCGCUGACCAGCUGUACGAGGACUUCAGCAAGCCCUGCAGCUGGCAGGUGUUAGAGGGGGCUGAAGCCACACUGAGGGGGUGUCGAAAACGAGGUCUGAGGCUGGCGGUGAUCUCUAACUUCGACCGGCGACUGGAGGACAUCCUGAUGGGUCUUGGCCUGAGGGAACACUUUGACUUUGUGCUGACCUCUGAGGCUGCCGGCUGGCCCAAGCCUGACCCCCGAAUUUUCCAGGAGGCUUUGCGGCUUGCUCAGGUGGAGCCAGCAGUAGCAGCCCAUAUUGGGGACAGUUAUCCCUGUGAUUUUAAGGGGGCGCGGGCUGUAGGUAUGCACAGCUUCCUGGUGGUUGGCCCAGAGCCUUUGGACGCUGCAGUCAAAGAUUCUGUAUCCCAGGAAUUCCUGCUCCCCUCACUGUCCCAUCUCCUGCCUGCCCUUGACCACCUGGAACUCUCUCCCCCGGAACUUUGAAUCUGAUUAGGGAAGUGGCUGGGCCCAGCGAACGCCGCAGACAGAGAGCCCCUUCUUUCCUGAGAUCUGGCCUUUGCCCCUCUCCCUGCAGUGUCCAAAUGUGUUGUGACCAUAAAGCAGUGAACACUG
This is a messenger RNA of Hyaena hyaena (striped hyena), 1288 nucleotides long. RefSeq names its product haloacid dehalogenase like hydrolase domain containing 3 (gene HDHD3). NCBI's taxonomy places the organism in Eukaryota, Metazoa, Chordata, Mammalia, Carnivora, Hyaenidae. The record is from RefSeq and is a predicted model, not a curated record. The coding region runs from base 404 to 1159 and encodes 251 amino acids. The transcript is spliced from 2 exons.